This is a messenger RNA of Schistosoma turkestanicum, 1096 nucleotides long. The record is from the annotation of a GenBank genome assembly. NCBI's taxonomy places the organism in Eukaryota, Metazoa, Platyhelminthes, Trematoda, Strigeidida, Schistosomatidae.
UGAAUAUCCGCAUUUUGUGCUCAUCCAUUCGGGAUCAUCAGAGUGAACACUGAACAGUCCUAGGAUUUAUUGAUCGGUGCACCGAAAUCAGUCAAACUACUACACUUUCUACAGAGAUCUAGCUGAUAACUGAUUUUCAGCUCUACUACAGUUAACAAAUAUUUUAAUCAACCCUAAGAUGAGUGCCAGAUGUUCAACAGUAUCAUCCCUUGUCCAUCAGAAUUGAAGUGAAUCAAAUAAGAGUUCAGAAUCAUUCAAACCAAUGGGUUCUUCCUUGUAUUUAAAAUUAUCAUAAAAUGAAUAUUCCUCCAUGUUAAGUUGAUGUCAACUGGAGUUUCAGUGGAAUUCCAACCCAUGUCUGCUGACGAACAAUCAUUUCCUUCUCCACCUGAAGAUGAUCUUCUUGAUAUUUUUAUUCAUUGGUUUCUAUUUUUAGCCGCAAUCAUUCAAGUCUAUUUUAUAUUUUCUGCUGUAUUUUAUUCCAAACCGAAUGUGCCGUCUAGUCAACCUCGUGUAGAUCGUAAUUUGAAAAAGUCCAAAAAGCAUUUAUAGCGAAAUUAUUAAUCAUGUGAAUUUAAUAAGUAUUCUAUUCUUAUUUUUUUAUAUUCUAAACUAUAUGUUACUGUUGCCGGUGUUAUCUAAUCUUGUAGAUAAAUUUCGUCGUAAAACUAUCGUUUUCACUAUUUACUUUUUAAUCAUGUGUAUGCAUACUUUUAAUGUCAUGCUAAUAUUCUGCUUAAAAUAGAAAGGUUACAGUCAAAUAAUUUAUUUUACUCUCUAUAAGACACUUAAAUUUUUACUUCUUCUAAACAUACAAAAUUCAGUUGUUAUGUUCUGCGGUCUAACAAUAACCUAUACACUCAUCAUAUGUAAACUCAACCUUCCAAUUCAGUAAGAAAACUAAGAGUGAAUGGAAAUUUUUCUUGACUAGCGUGUUUUUAUCUGCCUUGUAAAUUUUAACUUGCUUUUUAACCGAUAGCUUAUUACUGCUUUUUCAGAAAGUCAAGCUAAAUCCUAACCGACAGGGUAUAUCCGUCAGCAUCUUUCACUUAUCAUUUCGCUUAAAAAAUGAGUAACACCUUUCUUUCCUGAAUAU